Kalmanozyma brasiliensis GHG001 is the source of this 2706-nucleotide messenger RNA. RefSeq lists its product as uncharacterized. The record is from RefSeq and is a predicted model, not a curated record. The transcript has a single exon. NCBI's taxonomy places the organism in Eukaryota, Fungi, Basidiomycota, Ustilaginomycetes, Ustilaginales. Bases 1 to 2706 code for a protein of 901 amino acids.
AUGUUCUCGACCUUCUUCCAGCCCUGCGAGCUCAAGCUGCAUCUGCUUCAGAAUGCCAUCUUCCUGCAUCCACCCGACCGUCCUCUGCCAGACACGCACGAGCGACCGCCCAUGGCCAACGACGAGGUUGUGCGUGGUCUUGUCGAGCUCUACGUCCCUUCUACCCGACACAUAUCUGGUAUUCGCGUGCGAUUGAAGGCCGUCCAGACCAUCGCCAUCCUAGAUCCCGCUUCUGGGCUCACCCCCGUCAGCUGGGAAGACUCCACCGUCCUCGAAAAGGUCGUCGAGAUCGGUAUCCAAAGCGACAAGGAAAAGCAUCUCAUCCAUCACCAUCAGCAGCGCCUCGCGUUCAACAAUCGAUCCGCAUCCGUUGGACCUGUUCCAUACGGUGCCUCUUCGUCGCAGCCUUUGCCUCGCGGUCGAAGCGCAGCGACCCCAGAUCGAUCAGGCCGCUCCGGAUCUGCUUUCGGAUUGCGGUCCAACAGCCCCGGUGGUAGUAUUCCUGCUUCCAUGGCGCGCGCUGUCUCGCGAGGCCGCAAGAUCGCUACCGGAAUGGGCAGGAUCAGUCACAGCCCCUCACCUUCCAACAGUCGCUCAGCCAGUCGUGCUGCUUCACCCAACCCACCAGGUCUGUCCGAACGUGGGCGCACUGCCACGCGUGCCCCGCCCACCUACGCCUACGCUAUCUCUGAAGCUUCGCAGAACCCUCCAGCAGCCGUUCCGCAGGAUCAAGAGGUGGUGAGCCAUAGUCUGCCCGCCAGUCAAGCCGCCACUCCUCAACGGUCGCGUAGGCCCAGCUUCUCCGACUCGCAAACACCACACGAGAGCAGUGGCCAGGAGUCUGCCACAGAGACGGACGAGCUGGCAGAUCACCUCAACAGGUCCCUUGCGGUACAUGCUCGUGCGGCCGAUCGCAGAAGCGCCAGCGCCACGCCAGUCGAGCAGACCUCGGCAAGCACGCUCGGACGCCAUCCGCAGCUGCACGUCGAGGAAGACCGAGGUAAGGGCAAGUCGAGGAGCUCUUCCAUUGGCUUCUUCGGCUCUCGCAAGGCGCGCAGCAAGUCACGCGCGCCUCUGUCACGGGGCGUGUCUGGUCAACCCAGCGAUCUUGUACAGGUCGAAGAGGAAGGCGGACGAGGUCGAAGAGGAGCAUCCGUCCGUCCAUCGAUGACGCCGUCCGGCUCGUCCGGAGGCAUCGCCAUCACCCCCGGCUCAGAAGGCGAAGGCUGGGAAAGCGAGCCCCAUCAGUCCGGUCUGGAACUCACAAAAGGCGUCCACGGCUUCGAGUUCGCCUUCAUUAUCCCCUGCGAUGCUCCACCCUACGAACGCUCGCCCUUCGGCCGUGUCCGCUACAUCAUCAAAGCGACCGCCAUCGGUGCCGGCCGAGCCAAAUCCAACGUCGAAUGCUGGCGCGACCUUUACCCAAUGGUCAACCCUUCUCCCGACAGCGGUCCUACCCCGCUCACCGUCCUGUACAACGACAUGCACCCCACCGUCGGCCUCGUCUCGAUCGCCUGCACGUCGAACAACAUCUCGGUCGGCGGCGUCUUCAACAUCGACGUGAACUCUCCCAACCCACCUUCAGACCUCAUCGUCUACCUCGUCCGCGUCUCGCUGGAGAUCACCAUCGAGCUCACCACCAAGCGCAAGGGCAAGCAAACCGUACCCGUCCAGCGUCACAAGCUCUUUGAAAAAGGCUGGGUCCCUCCCAAGAACAACGACGGCUCGCACGGCGACGGCAAGAAGACCGACGGUUUCGUCCGCAACUGCGGUAGAGAGGACGCAUGGACAGUCCAAGGCAUCGCCCGUAUGCCGGACGACAACCACGUGCGCGCUUCCACCGUCGCAGCCAGCAAAGCGGCCAUCCGAUUCAGCCACGUGCUCGUCGUCGAAAUCGUCCACUCCCGCAAACCUCCCGGAAGCACCGCCCGCACGCCCGAGGAAGAAGCCCGCGAACGCCGACUCAAAGUGUUCGCCCUACGCCAACCGGUCCUCGUCCCCAGCUGCUGUUGCGCAUACGACGCCGUUACGCUCCCCGCCUACUCGGCCGCUCCGGACCCCAACAGCCGUCGCGCCGAGAUGCCGUACGACCUAUCCUCCUUCUCCCACCACCCGCCUUCUUCGGAAGACCACCCCUCCGAUGCACCCAACACGAGCACGCAGGUCAAUGGGCAGAGUCAACUCUUCUGCGUGUGCGGCAUGUCGUUGCAGGACCUCUCCGCCCAAGAACGCGCCUUGAUCCCUACAGCGCCACUCGACGUGAUGGGCGGCGAACUGUUCCGGCAUCAGGGGAAGAUCGGCGAGCUACCACCGCGACUUGACGGCAGCAGGAGGCGCAGCCCGUCGACGUCGAGUAGCGCCAGUGGCAUCGUGGCGAGUUUGCGCGGGAGACGGGGGUCGAGCAGCAGCACGCGAACGGCGAACGGCAAUGGAGGGGAGGUCACCGCCAGUUUGAAAGGCAGGAGUCCAAGUAUCAGUUCUGCAUUCCGGGCGAGACGCGGAAGUAGCAGUAGUGGAGCUGGAUUCAUGGGCGGUGUCGGACUGGGCAGGGGCGAGAGCGUGAGUAGGAGCAGCGCGAUCAGCAGGAUCAGUGCGAGUGCUGGGGCGGGAAGGGUGGGCAGUCCGAGUCGUGGAAGAGGGGGUGAGGGGAGCAGCGGGCCCAGUGGCAGCGGGACCAAUGGCCAAGCGUCGAAUGGUGCUUUGUGA